Messenger RNA from Procambarus clarkii (red swamp crayfish), 3489 nucleotides. Lineage: Eukaryota; Metazoa; Arthropoda; Malacostraca; Decapoda; Cambaridae. The record is from RefSeq and is a predicted model, not a curated record.
AUGCAUCAGGGUCAGCUGGAAGGAUCUAAUCUUUGUUUCUCGUCUUGCAGCUGUGAAAAUGGGGAGCUGAGAGCGGAUUGGUCGUGCGAGUGUGACCCGUGCUGGGAAGGUCACUCUUGUAACACAUACGUCGACUACUACACACCUCGCUUCCUGGUCCACGCCGCCACGGCAGUCCUCCCAGUCAAUGCCACAGGGGUCGUGUACAGGGCUUGGAGCAGCGAUGAGGACCUGGGACUCACCUGUCCCUUGGGACCAGGGGAUUCGGCGCGAUGCCCCUGCGCCACUGUCGCAUACCGUCUCUUCGCCGUCCCUGGCGACAACCACUUCGCUCUCGACCCCGUCACGGGGAUCCUGUCUAGGAACGCAGACGUGGCCCUCAGCGUCGGCACGACGUAUAUCUACAAGCUCAUGGUGCAGGGGAUGACAGUAGACGGCCAGGCGGAGGAGGACCUGCCCUACGACCUCCUGACGCUAAAGAUCUACGUCAGCGCUGACUACGUCAGGAAGAUCCCGUGGACUUAACAACCUGACGUCUAUUGUAUGACAGUUCCUCUGGUGGUGGAAUGAGGCUUUGGCCCUGAGUACCAGCUGGUGCUGCCACCUGGCGGGUCUCAGACUCCACCUGCACCACUUCGGCCCAAAUGGUCGUUUCCAGCUGCUGAGGGCCAACUCCACCUGGCGCCUCAAGCUUCUCCACCUGGCCACAACACACACACCACCUGGCGCCUCAAUAUACUGCAUCUGGAGCCCGCAGGUGGUGCCAGGGCUGGAGUGCCAUAGGGUGCCAGGAUGGCGACCAGUUGGCACUUGUCUAUCACACAGCUAUAUGGGAGCGACGCCCUUAUCAGCGCCUCACUCCUCAAGUCACACUACAGUGAAGAAAUGAAACUGAAUUAUUACAAAUCAGCUGGAUGUAAAUAUUCCUUUUCGGUUCGAGUUAUCAGGAGUUGAUGUGAUUUUAUCAAGCGCUACAGCUUAAUCAAUCGAGAGCCGGCAUAACCAAUCAAGAGCCAGAGUAACCAAUCAAAGAGCUACAACAUAACCAAUCACGAGCCAGUGUGACCAAUCGACAGUCCCAACACGGCCUACCUAGAGCCCACAAGACUGACGUAAUCAAACAUUUUAACUUCGUAAAUAACAGUGAUCAAAUAUUUUCCUACCCAGUUAUUAAGAAAUGUAGUAGUAAGCAUACUUUCAGGACCCUAAGAGUGGCUAGUUUGCUACUGAGGGCUGUGAGUGUCGGGUGUAGUGUGUGUGUGUGUACCGUAUAGAGCCCUCAAGUCACAGGGUAUACGUGUCAAGGGUCUCUAUAGAGUGUAUUGUAGUACACCCACGGCGUUCCAAGAUGGCGUAUCAAGGGCGCGUCAACCACCUCCACCUCCUCUCUUACCCAUCCCUAAUUUCCUUCCCGGAGUCAAUUUACCCUGUAAUGACCCUCUUGUCUAUACAAAACAAUGUGAACCAAUUUGCCCGUGUUGCUUCCACCUGUCCUAGACUUUUCUAUCGUAACAUAUUGGUGGAGAGAUCAUGUGUGUGUUGUAGCAAGUAAAGCAGCGCAGUCUCCCCUUCAACAUCCAAGAUGGCGCGGGAAACCAGGGGUGACUCACGAAAAUAUUUUAUUUUUGUCUUCACUGUUUUUCACUUUCCAGGGAUAAUGGUUCGCACAACGGGGCCGCGUCCCUGCCUCCACCUACUCCGUGACAGUACCUCUCUAUACCGUGACAGUAGCUCUCUACACAGUGACAGUAGCUCUCUACACCGUGACAGAAGCUCUCUACACCGUGACAGUACCUCUCUACACCGUGACAGUACCUCUCUACACCGUGACAGUACCUCUCUACACCGUGACAGUACCUCUCUACACCGUGACAGUACCUCUCUACACCGUGACAGUAGUUCUCUACACAGUGACAGUACCUCUCUACACUGUGACAGUAGCUCUCUACACCGUGACAGUAGCUCUCUACACAGUGACAGUACCUCCCUACACCGUGACAGUACCUCUCAACACCGUGACAGUACCUCUCUACUCCGUGACAGUACCUCUCAACACCGUGACAGUACCUCUCUACACCGUGACAGUACCUCUCAACACCGUGACAGUACCUCUCUACACCGUGACAGUACCUCUCUAUACCGUGACAGUAGCUCUCUACACAGUGACAGUACCUCUCUACACCGUGACAGUAGCUCUCUACACCGUGACAGUACCUCUCUACACCGUGACAGUACCUCUCUACACCGUGACAGUACCUCUCUACACCGUGACAGUAGCUCUCUACACCGUGACAGUACCUCUCUACACCGUGACAGUACCUCCCUACACCGUGACAGUAGCUCUCUACACAGUGACAGUACCUCUCUACACCGUGACAGUACCUCUCUACACCGUGACAGUACCUCUCUACACCGUGACAGUACCUCUCUACACCGUGACAGUACCUCUCUACACCGUGACAGUACCUCUCUACACCGUGACAGUAGCUCUCUACACCGUGACAGUACCUCUCUACACCGUGACAGUACCUCUCUACACCGUGACAGUAGCUCUCUACUCCGUGACAGUACCUCUCAACACCGUGACAGUACCUCUCUACACCGUGACAGUACCUCUCUACACCGUGACAGUACCUCUCUACACCGUGACAGUACCUCCCUACACCGUGACAGUACCUCUCUACACCGUGACAGUAGCUCUCUACACCGUGACAGUACCUCUCUACACCGUGACAGUACCUCUCUACACCGUGACAGUACCUCUCUACACCGUGACAGUACCACCCAUGUACAUUAAUGAAAACUUCUUGACUGCUCCCAUGUACAUCAAUAAACACUUCUUAACUACUCCCAUGUACAUUAAUGAACACUUCUUGACUACUCCCAUGUACAUUAAUGAACACUUCUUGACUACUCCCAUGUACAUCAAUGAACACUUCUUGACUACUCCCAUGUACAUCAAUAAACACUUCUUAACUACUCCCAUGUACAUUAAUGAACACUUCUUGACUACUCCCAUGUACAUUAAUGAACACUUCUUGACUACUCCCAUGUACAUCAAUGAACACUUCUUGACUACUCCCUUGUACAUCAAUAAACACUUCUUGACUACUCCCAUGUACAUCAAUGAACACUUCUUGACUACUCCCUUGUACAUCAAUGAACACUUCUUGACUACUCCCAUGUACAUCAAUGAACACUUCUUGACUACUCCCUUGUACAUCAAUAAACACUUCUUGACUACUCCCAUGUACAUCAAUGAACACUUCUUGACUACUCCCAUGUACAUCUCUCUUGGUUGUUCCCAUGUAUAUUUAAGAGCACCCCUCCUGGUCCCCCCCCCCAUGUACAUAAAUAAACACCAGACUUGACUGCUCCCAUGUACACACCUGUACGCUCCUGUACACCUGUCCUGGCUGUCUCACUCCGCCACAAGUGCACUGUACACAAACCAUUGACGUACGUUAUCAAUAAAGAGUAUUGCAUAGA